AUGAACGCGCGAUCUCAAAUAUUCGAGUUGACGGUAGAGGGUCGCCAGGCCGACGAAGCUGUAGCGUCAAUUUUCCACACGGUGCUCUUCCACAGAUCGUUAGGGAAAUUCACAUACUCUGACGAGGGUAGUUACUCAGUCGGAACAGUCGGAUACGCGGACGUCGAUUGUGAUUUCAUCGAUUUAACGUACGUGUGUUGUUCUUCAUCGUCGCUCGAACGCACCAUCCGCAAAGAGAUUAACUGCUUUUCAGAGCAGUUACGCGGCAAUGAAGGCUCCGGUAUGGGACAGAUAUCUCUAGAAUUCUUCCAGAAAAAGCCCAGCCGGUGGUUGUUCCAACCUGAAUGCAUACCAUGGGAAGUGUGGACGGUACGCUUGGAGUUAAUCACUUUAAACAACGAGGGGGAGCGGCAAGUCUGCAGGGAAAAAGUGGGGGAAUUAUUAACUGAUAAAAUUAUUUAUAUAACAGAAGUGAUGAAUAGGCACGAGUAUCUACCGAAAAUGCCGUCGCAAAGCGAAUUGGAUUUGAUAUUCGAAACGGGAUUUCCCGACGUGCAACCGUAUCUAUUUAAAUUGAAUUAUUCGAUAUCGGGACCGAGCGGGGGCCCUUCGGUGGGGUCGACGAUAAAGAAGAUUCGGGAAACAUUGGCUUUGUAA
Messenger RNA from Psylliodes chrysocephalus, 657 nucleotides. Lineage: Eukaryota; Metazoa; Arthropoda; Insecta; Coleoptera; Chrysomelidae. The record is from the annotation of a GenBank genome assembly.